UUAACGGUAACGUUUGUUCGUUUAGAUGCAUUUACGUCAUAAACCUCAUUAAAAAGAGUUCUGUUGCUCUCUGAGCAGAUGAAAACAGCUGAUCCUCGAGUAUUAUCGGAUAGCGUUAGCUUGCUAGCUUAGCCACCUUUACCAGUGAAAUAUAAGAUGUUUAAUUGUUUGCUACUGCCAUUUAUAGUUCAGGUUGUUAUGAGCAAAUACAACAUUUAUUCGAUUGUCUUUAUAUCUAGCGGGAAAUAGUCAGACAGAAGAAAAGAAACGUGGAUUUUGCAUCACUGACAGUCUCUUCAUCACCAUCAGGGUUUGACGUGUAGAUAAUGUAUCCAGACCUGCAUACCAGCAUAGACAAAGAACAGCGAAAUAUGAUCAUUUUCAACGCAUCCAAACGAGAGCUCUUUACAGUCAACUCUGGAUACAAGUCCCUGCAGAAGAAACUAAGAGCACAAUGGAAGAUUCAAAGCAUCAAAGAUGAGCUCACAUUGGAGAAACUUCAAGGAGUAAAGUUGUGGAUCACUACAGGUCCUCGGGAAAAGUUCACUUUGGCUGAGCUGGAGGUUCUCAAGCAAUAUCUAGACAGUGGUGGAGGUAUGCUUGUGAUGCUCGGAGAAGGAGGAGAAAUGAAGUAUGACACAAAUAUCAACUUUCUCCUGGAAGAAUUUGGCAUUAUGGUCAACAAUGAUGCAGUAGUAAGAAAUGUCUAUUACAAAUACUUUCAUCCCAAAGAAGCGCUGGUGUCCAACGGUGUUUUGAACAGGGAGAUAAGUCGUGCGGCUGGCAAAGUGGCCACAGGGGUCAUUGAUGAAGAAAAUACAGGGAAUAAUUCACAAGCACUUACAUUCGUAUACCCGUAUGGAGCCACAUUAAAUGUGAUAAAGCCUGCUGUAGCUGUCCUGUCCACCGGCUCCGUGUGUUUUCCACUCAACAGGCCAGUUCUUGCUUUCCAUCAUGCCAAGAAUGCUGGCAAGUUGGCAGUUCUUGGCUCAUGUCACAUGUUCAGUGACCAGUACCUGGACAAGGAGGAGAAUAGUAAAAUAAUGGAUGUUGUUUUCCAGUGGCUUACAACCGAUAACAUUCAUCUUAACCAGAUAGAUGCAGAAGACCCAGAGAUCACAGAUUACACCAUGCUGCCAGACACAGGUUGUCUGUCCGACAGACUGAGGGUGUGUCUACAGGAGGGAGAUGAGAACCCGCGAGAUUUCACCUCUCUCUUCGACACGUCACUUCUGAAGCUGCAUACAAACACUCUUCCCUCAGUCAUUGAUGCUUACAAGCAGUUGAAUGUCAAACAUGAACCUUUGCAGCUGAUCACACCACAGUUUGAAACCCCUCUACCCCCUCUGCAACCGGCUGUCUUUCAGCCGGCUUUUCGAGACCUGCCACCACCCAUGCUUGACCUCUUUGACCUCGACGAGACUUUUUCUUCAGAGAAAGUCAGACUGGCUCAGCUCUCAAAUAAAUGUACUGAUGAUGAUCUUGAGUUCUACGUGCGUAAAUGUGGAGACAUCUUAGGAGUAACGGGGAAUUUAGACAAGGACAAGAGAGAAGCAAAGCACUUACUGGAACAUGUCUUCUUCCAGGUGGUCGAGUUCAAGAAGCUCAAUGAAGAACAUGAUAUUGACACAACAGAAUCGCGGUUCAACAUAUUCUGAAGUCAGUAGUCAUGUAGCAGUGACCGGUUUUUGAAAAAAAAUGUGUUUGUUUAUAUAUGUAUACAAAAUACUACUAAAGCAGUGAUUAUUAUGCAUUUAGUACAGUUGCAAUUUAAGUGCAACAACAGUCACAUGGUUUAUCAGAAUUUAGUCUCUGGCACCACACAUGCCUGUUUGCCAUAUUAACUACACAACCACAACUACUUUCAUAGUUUUGUCAAUAAAUAUGUCAAGAUUUGUAAUGGCGAUGUUUUCCAAUGGUUGAACAAACAUGUGCAUGUCAUUUAAUCCUGGAUUUUUUUGUGAAAUAUAUAUAUAAAAAGAAGAAUCAACCCUUUCUAGGUCACUAAUCCAAUGUCUACAACCUUUCAGAUUUUUGAUCCAUUGUUUUUUCCAUUAAAGCAUUAAAGAUGC
Triplophysa rosa is the source of this 2072-nucleotide messenger RNA. RefSeq names its product intraflagellar transport 52 homolog (Chlamydomonas) (gene ift52). Gene Ontology annotation, cellular component: intraciliary transport particle B; cilium; centriole. The transcript is spliced from 13 exons. NCBI's taxonomy places the organism in Eukaryota, Metazoa, Chordata, Actinopteri, Cypriniformes, Nemacheilidae. Bases 327 to 1658 code for a protein of 443 amino acids. The record is from RefSeq and is a predicted model, not a curated record. Gene Ontology annotation, biological process: intraciliary transport; cilium assembly.